This is a messenger RNA of Sinocyclocheilus grahami, 3411 nucleotides long. RefSeq names its product synaptic vesicle glycoprotein 2B-like. Gene Ontology annotation, molecular function: transmembrane transporter activity. The record is from RefSeq and is a predicted model, not a curated record. Lineage: Eukaryota; Metazoa; Chordata; Actinopteri; Cypriniformes; Cyprinidae. Bases 233 to 2296 code for a protein of 687 amino acids. Gene Ontology annotation, cellular component: neuron projection; synaptic vesicle membrane. Gene Ontology annotation, biological process: chemical synaptic transmission; transmembrane transport. The transcript is spliced from 13 exons.
AGGCUCAGCAUGUGGCCCAAUGAGAGCUCUGAAAAUCAAAGGUGAUUAGAACUAACCAACCUCCAUCCUUACAGUCAAACUCAAGGGACCCAUUUGAUUGGAGCCUUGAUGAGAUUUCUUUAGCUGUAAACACUCAAGCAGAUCAAAAGUACAGCGGCACAAACCAACACAGCUACGGAUUAUGCCUAUAUAGGCUCCGACGUGCAGUGUAGGUAAGAACAUCUCUGAAACCAUGGCGGACCCCUACCACAACAACAUUUACCACCAAGGAGAUGGAGACAGCUAUGGGACAUAUGGACAGGGAGGACAGGAUGGCUACGGUUAUCAGACUGACUACCCUCCACAGGAGGAAGAUGCCGCCAGUGAUGUCACCGAGGGACACGAUGAAGAAGAUCAAAUGUAUGAAGGGGAGUACCAGGGCAUCCCCCACCCGGAUGAGGUCAAGGCUGCCCGGAGGGCAGCGAGAGCAAAAGCGAGGACCAUGGCGGAUGGCGUGUCAGAUCAGGAGGAGCUUGCUGAACAAUACGAGGACAUCAUGGAGGACUGUGGACAUGGGAAGUUCCAGUGGACCCUGUUUGUGGUGUUGGGUCUGGCGCUAAUGGCAGACAGCGUGGAGUGCUUUGUAGUGGCCUUGGUGCUACCCAGUGCAGAGAAAGACAUGUGUUUGUCCCACGCUGAGAAGGGAAUGCUGGGUUUGAUCGUUUUCCUGGGAAUGAUGUUCGGCGCAUUUAUUUGGGGUGGCCUGGCUGAUAAAGUCGGUCGACGGAAAUGUCUGAUUAUCGUCCUGGCCAUGAACUGCAUCUCUGCCUUCUUCUCCUCAUUCGCACAGGGAUACGGCUUCUUCCUGUUUUUCAGGCUGUUCUCUGGAAUUGGGAUUGGGGGCUCCGUUCCAAUAGUGUAUGCGUACUUCUCUGAGUUCCUGCAGAUGGAUAAAAGAGGAGAACAUCUCAGCUGGCUCUGCAUGUUUUGGAUGAUGGGGGGCAUCUACGCUUCCUUCACCGCCUGGGGCAUCAUCCCUCGAUAUGGCUGGGGUUUCAGUAUGGGCACAGAGUUCCAGUUCCACAGCUGGAGAGUGUUUGUUCUGGUCUGUGCUCUCCCAGCUAUAGCAGCUUUUCUUGGGCUAAUGUUCAUGCCUGAGAGCCCACGCUUCCUACUGGAGAAUGCUAAACAUGAUGAGGCCUGGAUGAUCCUGAAACAGGUUCAUGACACCAACUGGAGAGCCAAAGGAGAACCUGAGAGAGUGUUUACUGUAACUCAAAUCAAGACUCCAAAGACACAGGAAGAUGAGUUUAUUGAGAUUCAGACUGCAACUGGAACUGCUUUCCAGAGAUGGGUGGUUCGAACUUUGACACUGACCAAGCUGGUCAUGAAAAAUGUUUUGUCCCUCUUCGGUCCUGAUCUAAGACUCGCUACUCUGCUAAUGGCCAUCAUAUGGUUCACAAUGGCAUUUAGUUUUUACGGGCUAUCGGUGUGGUUUCCUGACAUGAUCAAACACCUCCAGCACGAGGAGUAUGAAUCCAAGGUCAAAGUAUUUAAUCGGGAGAAGGUGGAGCAAUUUCAUUUCAACUUCUCUUUGGAGAACCAAGUCCAUAAAGAGGGAGAAUACAUCAAUGACAAGUUCAUCAACAUUGAGAUGAAGUCUGUGAAGUUUGAAGACUCUUUAUUUGUGGACUGCUACUUCGAGGACAUCCGAUCCACAGACACCAUCUUUGAGAACUGCACCAUCCGCAGUACUGUGUUUUAUGACACAGACUUAUAUGAGGAAAAGUUCAUUGACUGUACAUUAGAGAAUGUCACUUUCCUGCACAACAAGAAGGGAUGCCAUUUAGACAAUGAGGAGGAGAACGAUGUCCUCAUCUACUUGGUCAGCUUCUUAGGCAGCUUAGCUGUGCUGCCUGGAAAUAUUAUCUCAGCACUCUUCAUGGACAAGAUUGGACGAAUCAAGAUUAUAGGGGGUUCGAUGCUUAUUUCUGCUGGCUGCACCUUUUUUCUUUUCUUGAGCUUUAGUCAGGCAGCCAUCAUAGCCUGGCAGUGUCUGUUUUGCGGCGUUAGCGUAGCAGCGUGGAAUGGCAUUCAAGUCAUCACCGUGGAACUCUACCCAACUUCGAAAAGAGCCACAGCAUUUGGAGUCUUAAAUGCCAUUUGUAAGUUUGCGGCUAUAUUGGGAAGCUCAAUCUUUGCCUCAUUCGUAGGCAUUACCAAAGUCAUCCCCAUUCUGCUGUCCUUCGUUGCUCUGGUUGCUGGCGGAGUGUUGGCCCUGAAACUGCCUGAGACCAGAGAGAAGGUCUUGCUGUGAAAAUUUGAAGCUGAAGGUUUGGUCCAAGCCGUUGUUUUUAACUAUUAGUGUGGAGAUAACAACUGCUGGCAUGUGUAAAAUUGGGCUUAUUCAAGGGAAAAAAAUACUUUUAAACUCAUAAUAUAUGAUAUUAAACUCUAAUAUUCAAAAACUAGAAGGACCAAAUGAUGGAGCUACCCCUAGUCUGCAUAGAUAUGCCUGAUAUGUCAUAUACAGUAAGUUAAAGGCCUGUUGGGUCAUUUGGAGCCCCAAAAAAUAUCUGCACUAGUUAUAUAGUUUCAGAAAAAUCUACAGUGAGUAUUACAGAGAAAAACCUCCAGUGAAAAAUACAAUUUGUCCCAGAUUUGCUUGGAUGGGGUAAUCAGAGUCAUGGAAGUUUCAAUCCUGUGCCAUUUCUUGGUCAGAAAAUUCAGGUACUGUUGAAGAUUUUCUUUUUAUCUUAUAGCUUGUAAUUUGCUAUCGUCUCACCCUCUGCCUUUGCUUAUGAUGUAACCUCCUCUGAUAAAAGGUGUAUUUUUGUCUUGGUGUUUGCAAGUGUCCUACUAUAUGUCAAGAGACUGAUCUCAAUGUGUCGCUGUGCGUUCGGAUGCUCGGUGCAGAAUGUGUGCUUGUGUUUGUUGCGUCACUCCAGAAACCGUUACGUGUGCUUCCUCCGUUUUCUAUUUUUUGCUUUAUUACCUGUAAAUUGCUCAAUCUGGCGGAGCACCUUACAAAGCUCACCUCACUUUACCUUACCUUUUCCUUCUUUCUUUGUGCUCUCUCACUCUCUUUCUCUAUCACCCUCUUAUUUAAUUAUUUUGCAUUCUGUGAAUCCUGAAAAAGUCGGACGGUUUGGUCACUUUGGAGUUGAGCUUCACAGAGCCACAUAUCUGUACAUGCUGUUGACUGAGUUGCAUGUGUGUAAUUUACCAAGUAAUGUUGUGGCUUUUCUCAAUGUGUUGUCUGGAUGAUGUAAUGUAUGUCUCACUGCGAAUAAAACUGAUUAGACCAUACUAGUCAUUUGGUAACCUGUAUCAUUUUAGUUUUCAUGAGCUGGUUAUAGGCCUCUUAAGGGAACGGUACACGAAAAAUUGAAAUCUCUGGUAUGAUUUACUCACCCUCAUGUCGUUCGAAAC